Molecule: messenger RNA, 1531 nt
Organism: Triplophysa dalaica
Lineage: Eukaryota; Metazoa; Chordata; Actinopteri; Cypriniformes; Nemacheilidae
Product: neuronal acetylcholine receptor subunit alpha-9-II
Biological process (GO): regulation of membrane potential; nervous system process; chemical synaptic transmission
Cellular component (GO): neuron projection; postsynaptic membrane; synapse
Molecular function (GO): acetylcholine-gated monoatomic cation-selective channel activity; transmembrane signaling receptor activity
Source: RefSeq, a predicted model, not a curated record
AGAACGCAGCGCCGGAUGCUGAUGAUCAUCUCUGCAUUACUGCUCAUUGAAGUGGGUCAGUGUGCUCAGGGUCGGUUCACACAGAAGUUCUUGAACGAUCUGAUGAAGAAUUACUCAAGCGCUCUUCGACCGGUGGACGACACAGACAAAACCCUCAACGUCACCCUGCAGGUCACACUGUCUCAGAUCAAAGACAUGGAUGAGAGGAAUCAGGUGUUAAUUGCGUAUCUGUGGAUCAGACAGACAUGGAAUGAUGCUUAUCUGAAAUGGAAUAAAGAGGAUUAUUGUGGUCUGGAGGUCAUACGCAUUCCCAGCAGCCUUGUGUGGAGACCAGACCUAGUGCUUUAUAACAAGGCAGUUGAGGAUUUCUCUGGACCCGUGGACACAAACGUUGUGUUGCGUUACACUGGAGAGAUCACGUGGGACGCUCCUGCCAUCACUAAGAGUUCAUGUGUGGUGGACGUCUCUUACUUUCCCUUUGACAGUCAGCAGUGCAACUUAACAUUCGGCUCAUGGACCUACAAUGGGAACCAGAGAUCUGUAGUUUUAUUACUAAUGUAUAUGGGCGUGGCGCAAGCAGCUGACCCCGCCCCUUUCUUCCACUCAGGUGGACAUCACCACGUGGAGUGGGAAUGUGGCGGAAUGCCGGCCACCAGGAACGUGAUCAUGUAUGGAUGCUGCUCGGAUCCGUAUCCCGACAUCACGUACACGCUCCUGCUGCAGAGGAGGAGGUCCUUCUACAUCUUUAACCUGCUGCUGCCCUGUUUCCUCAUCUCAUUCCUGGCACCGCUGGGGUUCUAUCUGCCCGCUGACUCGGGUGAGAAGGUGUCGCUGGGCGUGACUGUCCUCCUGGCGCUCACAGUCUUCCAGGUUAUGGUGGCGGAGAGUAUGCCUCUCAUCGGACCCCAAACCUCACUUCCAUACAGCGCGAUUGGUAAGUAUUACAUUGCGACGAUCUUCAUCAUGAACAUUCAUUUCUGUGGAGCGGAUACUAAACCUGUACCACAUUGGGCCAAAGUUCUCGUCAUUGACUACAUGUCCAAGAUCUUCUUUGUCUAUGAGGUCGGGGAAAGCUGUUAUUCACAGUGUGAGAGAACCGAUUCUAAUGCUCCGCCCCCCUGUUUCCCUGAUGAUGACAAGUCACCAGCUGUCAGUUUGACAUGUGACCGUUGCUGCUGUCGGGGCAGAAGUGGAAUUCUGAGCUGUGGCCCGAAACUGAUCCGGAAUGUUGAAUACAUCUCAAACUGCUUCCGGGAACAACGAGCGACCUCUCUGAAAGUGGCUGAAUGGAAGAAGGUUGCCAAGGUGAUGGAUCGAUUCUUCAUGUGGAUAUUCUUCAUCAUGGUCUUCCUCUUGAGCAUCCUCAUCAUUGGCAAAGCACCUGAAGUGCAGGAAUGAAUUUGAAGAGUCACUCAGAAUUAAAGAAUACAGCAGACAGAAACCUGGCGUGAGGAUGGUGAGGAAAGGUCUCAAACGUCUCUCUCUGCUGGGUCAGAAGAUUCAGUGUCUCAGAGUCAUUCUGACCGGAUUU